Messenger RNA from Danio rerio (zebrafish), 641 nucleotides. RefSeq names its product SIX homeobox 5 (gene six5). Gene Ontology annotation, molecular function: DNA binding; DNA-binding transcription factor activity, RNA polymerase II-specific. Gene Ontology annotation, cellular component: nucleus; cytoplasm. The record is from RefSeq and is marked validated. Lineage: Eukaryota; Metazoa; Chordata; Actinopteri; Cypriniformes; Danionidae. Gene Ontology annotation, biological process: regulation of transcription by RNA polymerase II; regulation of DNA-templated transcription.
GGGAGAGAGACACCGAAGGGGAGGGAGGAGGAACUUGAAGGAAAAAAGUUAAAAUAAAAAUGGCUUCCUUGUCUUUGGAGUCCACAGAACAAACUGAAAACGGCCCAAAGGAGAGCGCGCAAAAUGAAGCCAAAGUGAAAGAGGAGACGGACCCGGACGAAGUUUCGGAACAACUGUUGCAGAGCUUCCAGAACUCGGCGCUCAGUUUUUCCACCGAUCAAGUCGCGUGUCUGUGCGAAGCGCUCCUGCAAGCGGGCAAUGUGGAUCGCCUGUGGAGAUUUCUCGCCACCAUCCCUCCUUCGGCCGACCUGCUACGUGGCAACGAGACCCUGCUGAAGGCCCAGGCUCUGGUCGCUUUCCACCGGGACGAAUUCAAAGAGUUGUACGCCAUCCUGGACAGUCAUGACUUUCACCCGAGUAACCAUGGGUUCCUGCAAGACCUCUACUUGAAGGCGCGAUACAAGGAGGCUGAGAGGUCCCGGGGUCGCAGUUUGGGCGCCGUGGAUAAAUAUCGGCUGCGCAAAAAGUUUCCUUUGCCCAAAACCAUUUGGGACGGAGAGGAGACGGUGUACUGCUUCAAAGAGAAGUCGCGCAACGCUCUGAAGGAAUGUUACAAGAUCAACAGGUAUCCCACUCCGGCC